GAGCCUGGAGCUUCGACAUCAAGUUUCUUUUUUUAUCAACAACAAUGGAAUUCUUAAAACUUAAACCAGAUACUCAUCCUCGUCUAACACGUUCUGAUGCUGAAAGGUCCGAAAGUAAAUAUUGGAGAGACUUUAAGAAUCCAGUCUUCGUUAAAUCAUAUGCACCAAUCUCACAUAUCACUUUUUCAUCUAAAUCGCCGCAUAGAUUUUGUAUAAGUUCAGGAACGAAGAUUCAAAUUUAUUCACCCAAAACAUUAAGAGUAGUCAAAACGAUUUCAAGAUUUCAAUUACCAGUUAGAUUUUCAGAUAUCAAAUCAGAUGGAAAACUUAUUGUUUCUUCUGAUGAUUCUGGUUUAAUUCAAGUCUUUGAUUUGAAUUCUCGUGCAAUCUUACGUUCAUUUCAAGAUCAUAAACAACCUGUUCAUGUCGUUAGGUUUUCUCCAAGUUCUUCUUCAAUCUUAACUUGUUCAGAUGAUUCGACCGUACGGCUUUUCGAUUUAGCUACCUCUAAAAUCAUGAGAACUUUUAUGGGUCAUUCAGAUUAUGUUAGAGCGGGUAAUUUUAUGGCACCUAAUUUGGUGAUUUCAGGUGGUUAUGAUGGUAAGAUGAAUUUAUGGGAUGAUAGGAUAAAUGAAAACAAUGGUUUGGUUUGGACUCUUGAUCAUGAAGAACCUAUUGAAAACAUUUUGAUUCAUCCUAGUGGUACAUUAGGUGUUUCAGCUGGUGGACCGGUGGCUAGAGUUUGGGAUCUUUUAGGUGGAAGUGGUAAUAAACAGAAUCUCGUCAGUCUUAGUAAUCAUCAAAAAACAAUCACUAGUUUGAGUUGGGCUAUCGGUCCUUGUAAUGGUGAUGAUGAUCUUCGAAAUCCUACUAGGCGGCUUUUGUCAGGUGGUUUGGAUGGAUUAGUCAAAGUUUAUGAUCUUUCGACUGGGUCUUACAAAGUUCGACAUACCAUUCGAUAUAGCUCUCCAAUCUUAUCGAUGGGUGUUUCUCCUGAUGAUGGAACACUCGUAGUAGGAUGUACAGAUGGUAGUCUAAGUAUUCGAAAACGACAUCAGAAAAAAGUGGAAGCUCUACGUCUUAAAGCUGCUAAGGAAAAACAAUCAUCAAUAGGAAUGACGUUGAGUGGAGCAGCUGGAUCUGAAACUGUAUGGGAUAGACAGGAUACUCAUUUGAUGGAAGAAAUGGCUCGAGCAGGAUUGGAUAUUUGGGAUCGGAUGUUGAAAUCAUUCAGAUAUGGUGAUGCUCUCGAUUCUGUCUUGACUCCUUCAACCCCUCCUAACAUCACCUUUGCUCUAUGUCGGGAACUAAUUCAUCGAGAUGGACUACAUCAAGCUCUUUCCGGAAGAGAUGAAGUUAGCUUAGCUCCAAUCUUACGUUUCUUAACAAAAUAUAUCACCGAUCCUCGAUGGUUUAAUAUUGGAUCUGAUGUAAUGAAAUGUAUCAUGGAACUUUAUGAAUCAGUUUUAGGUAAAUCAGAUAUCAUCGAUAGUUUAUUUAAUAAACUUUGGCAUAGGGUUACAGAUGAAGUUAAAUUACAUUCGAAACUGUUUGAAAUUAAUGGUCAAAUCGAAAUGAUUUUAGCUAAUUUUGAUUGA
Messenger RNA from Melampsora larici-populina 98AG31, 1598 nucleotides. RefSeq lists its product as uncharacterized. The transcript is spliced from 5 exons. The record is from RefSeq and is a predicted model, not a curated record. The coding region runs from base 45 to 1598 and encodes 517 amino acids. Lineage: Eukaryota; Fungi; Basidiomycota; Pucciniomycetes; Pucciniales; Melampsoraceae. Gene Ontology annotation, biological process: rRNA processing; positive regulation of transcription by RNA polymerase I. Gene Ontology annotation, cellular component: nucleolus. Gene Ontology annotation, molecular function: protein binding.